AGCACCCACCCGGGCGCCCCGGGAGCCGGUGGGCGGCGGCCCUCGCCGGGAACCCUCCAGCGGGCCCAGGGGGUAAGUGAGGCAGCAUUUCCUUCUCCCACUGCUGCUGAGAUGGCGGAAAUUAGUCGAAUUCAGUAUGAAAUGGAAUACACCGAAGGUAUUAGUCAGCGAAUGAGGGUCCCAGAAAAAUUAAAGGUGGCACCACCAAAUGCUGACGUGGAACAAGGAUUCCAAGAUGGAGUUCCAAAUGCUAGUGUAACAAUGCAGGUUCCAGAGAGGAUUGUUGUGGCAGGAAAUAAUGAAGACAUUCCAUUUUCAAGACCAGCAGAUCUUGACCUUAUUCAGUCAACUCCCUUUAAACCUUUGGCAUUAAAAACACCACCUCGUGUACUUACACUAAGUGAAAGACCACUAGAUUUUCUGGAUUUAGAAAGACCUCCUUCAACCCCUCAAAAUGAAGAAAUCCGUGCAGUUGGCAGGCUAAAAAGAGAGCGUUCUAUGAGUGAAAAUGCUGUUCGCCAAAAUGGACAACUGGUCAGAAAUGAUUCCAUGUGCCGUCUGCAGUGAUGUCAGUAGACCUACGGAAUCCAUUUUUCUAGGAUUUUUCUGUAUAUGUCAUACAAAUAGUGAAAAGGCUACAAAGUUUAUGGAUAAGGUAGUGUCAUGAUAUUUAGUACCCUAUCAAAAUACUUAAAUAUACACCUAAGGACUUUAGUUUUUUCCUACUUAACAGUAUUUUUUAAAGCAGCAAAGGUUUCUAAUAAAUUUUUCUACUAUAUAAAGAUGUGCCGCCUUAUUUAGGUCUGUUAUUAUUUUGACAUUUCAUGAUAAUGGAAAAAAAAAAGACUAAUUUAGUAGAGCAUCACUUUGUUUUUUUCUCACAAAUUAUGUUAUUGAUAACCGAGUUAAGCCAAACAGAAAGGAAGCAGCUCUGUUAUGUAUGAAAGCCACCCCAGUGACAUAUGAUUUAGAGUAGAUGACUAGCAGAUGUUUUUGCAGUUACCUGAUAAGUUCCUCAUAACAGAAAAGAUUAACAGUGUAGCUAAUACUUCUUUUUUCUUUUAUUUUAACUUAUAUUAAUGGCAUUUUCUGGAUGUUUGACAAAAUUGAAAAUCUCAUGUAUUGUU
Messenger RNA from Choloepus didactylus (southern two-toed sloth), 1127 nucleotides. RefSeq names its product mitochondrial fission factor-like. The record is from RefSeq and is a predicted model, not a curated record. Gene Ontology annotation, biological process: positive regulation of mitochondrial fission. NCBI's taxonomy places the organism in Eukaryota, Metazoa, Chordata, Mammalia, Pilosa, Megalonychidae. The coding region runs from base 112 to 567 and encodes 151 amino acids. The transcript has 3 exons. Gene Ontology annotation, cellular component: mitochondrial outer membrane; peroxisome.